AUGUCGACAGCACCAAAGAAAGAAUCGAUUUUAGAUCUUCAAAAGUUCCUUGGUAAGGGUAUAUCAGUCAAGUUUACAGGAGGUAGAGAAGUACAAGGUAUUCUCAAAGGAUACGACCCACUUGUUAAUAUUACACUCGAUCAAUGUGAAGAAUAUAUUAGAGAUCCACAAGAUCCACUCAAUGUUACCAAUGAAAAGAGAUAUUUAGGAUUAGUAGUUUGCAGAGGAAGUAGUGUAAUGAUGGUUUGUCCAAUGGAGGGUUGUGAAGAAAUAGAUAAUCCCUAUUUAGAUCAAGUUGAAGGUGCUACUGAAGAAUCUUAA
Cavenderia fasciculata is the source of this 321-nucleotide messenger RNA. It is a transcript of the gene lsm7, whose product is annotated as LSM domain-containing protein. The transcript has 3 exons. Gene Ontology annotation, cellular component: Lsm1-7-Pat1 complex; U12-type spliceosomal complex; U2-type prespliceosome. Gene Ontology annotation, biological process: mRNA splicing, via spliceosome; nuclear-transcribed mRNA catabolic process. The coding region runs from base 1 to 321 and encodes 106 amino acids. Gene Ontology annotation, molecular function: RNA binding. NCBI's taxonomy places the organism in Eukaryota, Evosea, Eumycetozoa, Acytosteliales, Cavenderiaceae. The record is from RefSeq and is a predicted model, not a curated record.